UUUAUGAAAGAUGAAAUGAAUCGGGGGAAAACUUUCCAGCAAGAUUAUCAGCAACCAGUUGUCAAAAUCAAAAAUGGUAUGAAAAUAAUUGGAAGAGUGAAUAAAACUGUUGACGAGCAAAAAACCUACUUUACAUUUCGAGCGAUACCGUUUGCUCUACCACCAAUCGGGGAGCUUCGAUUUAAGCCGCCAGUUGCCUUUCCAGGAAAUCUGUCAGGUCAAUUAGUUAAUGCGACUCAAGAUGCUGCCAAAUGUAUCCAGUUCAGUUCACCCGGAGGUUCGGAAGACUGCCUGUACCUGAACGUCUACACACCUCAAGUAAGAUCAUGA
Molecule: messenger RNA, 330 nt
Organism: Photinus pyralis (common eastern firefly)
Lineage: Eukaryota; Metazoa; Arthropoda; Insecta; Coleoptera; Lampyridae
Product: lipase 2-like
Exons: 3
Coding region: 4-330 (108 amino acids)
Source: RefSeq, a predicted model, not a curated record